UCUGUUUCCCGGAGCGUAUUUAGCUGCUUAUAUUAGUGGAAUCGGAUUUAUCUUGUAGCCCAACUGCUCGCUUCUCUCUUCGGGCCGUUAGGAGCCGUUCUUCGGGGUCAGGGUUCAGUUAACCGGCCGGAAGUUCAGCUAAAUCUGGAGAAUCGCUGAUCGGCUCAGAGAAACUCCUGAAAUGUCUUCUGGAGAAGACAGAGCCAAGGAAAUACUGAAGGGCUUCAGACUAAACUGGAUGAAUCUGCGCGAUGCAGAGACUGGGAAGGUGCUGUGGCAGGGAACCGAGGACCUGUCGGUGCCAGGCGUGGAGCAUGAAGCCCGUGUACCAAAGAAGAUCCUGAAGUGCAAAGCCGUUUCCAGGGAGCUGAACUUCUCGUCUGCUGAGCAGCUGGAGAAGUUCCGUCUGGAGCAGAAGGUGUUCUUCAAAGGACAGUGUCUAGAAGAAUGGUUCUUUGAGUUCGGCUUCGUCAUCCCAAACUCCACCAACACGUGGCAGUCCCUGAUAGAAGCGGCGCCAGAGUCCCAGAUGAUGCCCGCCAACGUUUUAACGGGCAACGUCAUCAUAGAGACCAAGUUCUUCGACAACGACCUUCACGUCAGCACUUCCAGGGUCCGGCUGUUCUACAUCUGACCCUCCAGCCUGCUGACGUCCUGCCAACAAACAAACGUCCAGGGUUAGCUGCAGGUCCACGGCCGCCCCGGAUCUCCAGCUGCCUCCACCAGCUCUCUCCCAUGUAGACCUCAGCUGGUCUGUGAUCCCAGCUCAGGAAUAGAUGUCCAUGUUUCCUCAGGAACGCAGAGAACAUAGCCGUCCCCGUUCUAGUCCAGCCUGGGCUCCAGCCUGGGCUCCGACCUGGUUCCACCUAGAUCAGACUCUAGCUUCAGGUCCAGUAGAGCAGAUCUACUGGUUCUGAACUGGGUGGAGCUGGGCUGGAUGCCGGAUAACCGGGCUUGGUUCUGGAGCUUCUGAUGGGUUAGCGGUUCUGAUGGCGGUAGUGGGCGGGACGUUCACCAGCAGACCACUAGUUAUCUCUGCUCCUUGGCUUCCAGGUCAAAGGUUAACUUCUUCCUUCCUGACGUAGACGAUGCGGCGACCUUUUUGGAUCUAGCUUUGUGUGUCAUUAAUGUGGUGACUGCAGCCCGGUUCUGUCGCUGCGGCUAGUUUGGACCUUCGGACCCGUGUUUGUUUCUUUAGCCUCUGAAGGACUGGUGUAAAAUAGCCGUGUGUUUUAAUCUGACUGGAUUAAAAUGCUCCCAUGUUGGAAUAA
This is a messenger RNA of Cyprinodon tularosa, 1271 nucleotides long. RefSeq names its product phosphodiesterase 6D, cGMP-specific, rod, delta (gene pde6d). Gene Ontology annotation, cellular component: cytoplasm. Gene Ontology annotation, biological process: sensory perception of light stimulus. The transcript has 5 exons. Bases 182 to 634 code for a protein of 150 amino acids. The record is from RefSeq and is a predicted model, not a curated record. NCBI's taxonomy places the organism in Eukaryota, Metazoa, Chordata, Actinopteri, Cyprinodontiformes, Cyprinodontidae.